GACCGGAAGAGGAGGGCAGCGCCGCACAACAGCUCCGCAGGGAAGACAGAGGGGAAACGGGAACGCAGGGGAGAGGGUAGCUGAACUGACAAGUGGGCACUGCGACCGAGCCUCAUCUGCGUGCCAGCAAAGGAGAUUCGUCUCGAAGAGGCGGGUGGAGCCGAGGCCCAUCCCGGGCAGUGCGUGCAGGAGUCCCGCCGAGCCGGCAGGAUGAGCCAGCAGGGAGCGGCGCUGCAGACCUACAACAACGAGCUGGUCAAGUGUAUCGAGGAGCUGUGUGCGAAGAGGGAUGAACUGAACAGACAGAUCGAGCAGGAAGAGGAGGAGAAGGUUCGGCUCCAGAAUGACAUCCGCAUCCUGACCGAGAAGUUGAGCCGUGUCAAUGAGAGCCUGGCGCGCAAGCUGGCCUCACGCAAUGACUUUGACCGCACCAUCGCUGAGACUGAGGCCGCGUACAUGAAGAUCCUGGAGAGCUCCCAGACUCUUCUGAGUGUGCUGAAGAGGGAGGCAGGGAACCUGGGCAAAGCUGCUGACCCACGGAAGGCACACAAGGACCACUGAUGCCACCACCCAGCCCCCCAGAGGAGAGAGUCGAGCCCUGCAGCACCAGAGCCCGUACUGGGCUCCCGCGAGUCUGGAAAUGCCCCUGCUGUGGCCUCCGUGCUGACAGAGAGACUGUAGAUCAUCUGUAGUUGCAAUCAAACUGUUCUGAGUUUCAUGCACCAAUCUUUUGUAUUUCUUUUCUAAAAUAAAAUAUACAGAUUUUAAUAAAUACUUCUACAGAA
Messenger RNA from Lepisosteus oculatus (spotted gar), 785 nucleotides. Lineage: Eukaryota; Metazoa; Chordata; Actinopteri; Semionotiformes; Lepisosteidae. The record is from RefSeq and is a predicted model, not a curated record.